GAUCAACCACCAUGUCCACCCCGAACGACGAGAUCGACACCUCCGAGCCUCCCGUCUCUGUGCCCGACACGGGCGAUGCGGGCGACAGUGGCAAGCUCAAGAUGAUUGUCUCACUCGUCAAGAAGUGCUUUGGAGUGAAGGAUAUCGCGUCAAUGCGACUGUCCCUUCCUGCAUCGCUCCUCGAACCUAUUCCGAAUCUCGAGUAUUGGCAUUAUCUAGACAGGCCGGACCUGUUUGCUGCUAUCAAUGACUCGGACGACGCGUUUGAACGCAUGAUUGCCGUCCUUCGAUUCGCAUUCUCCAAGGACCUCAAGUUCAUUCAUGGCAAAGUCUGCAAACCAUACAACUCUGUCAUCGGGGAACACUUCCGCGCACACUGGGACGUCUUACCAGUGUCGUACCCAGAGGGUAGCCGGCUACAGAUGCCAGUGCAACGCCUCUACCUCGCACCCGCAGCGGCCGAAAGCGUGUACUCGACAGCCGACUCAAGUAGUGUGAAGAGUGGUACCAGCGGAACCAGCGGACUCAGUCGGAAAACCGGCAGCCCAAGGAGCGCGAAUGGACGCUUGUCGAACUCCACGGUAUCAGGUGUCGGCACGCCAACGAACAGUACGCCUGCGACAUCCGCCAUCGAGGAGCAGAUCGAAGCUGAGCUCGAGCAGCUCACGCUCGACCCGAACGCGCCGCAGAAGAUCCUGUCCGCGUCGGAGCGCGAGAGGCUGAAGGGCCUUCCCGGCAACGUGUCGACCUCGUCUGUGCAGCUCAUCGAGGAGGACUCGCCCGUGACGUCUCCGAUGAUCACAGACGGCGAACCACGGCGAUUACGCACAUUGUAUCUGACGGAGCAGAUCUCACAUCACCCGCCUGUGUCCGCUUACCAUGCUGUGUGCCCUACUCGGCGGGUGAGCAUGUGCGGCAUCGACCAGAUCAGCGCUAAGGUCAGCGGGACAACCGUGCGCGUCGCUCCGGGCACACACAACAAGGGUAUCUUCCUGCGAGUUGAGGACCGCAUCAGCGAAGACGGGAAGCCGGAGCGUUACCACAUGUCGCACCCGCCUGCGCACGUGAACGGCAUUCUGCGCGGGAGCUUUUACAUCACCGUCAGCGAGAGCACAUACGUGACGUGCACGGACGGCCCCGGCUGGAUCGUGCCGGGCGGGAAGGACAAGGGCAAGCGUGUCGGUCUGCGCUCCAUCAUCGAUUACAGGGAGGAGAGCUGGAUCGGCAAGGCCAACUUCGCACUCGACGCCGUCGUGCACACGUACGACCUCGACAACCUUGAGGAGGCGCAGGCCUGGACGAAGGUUAAGCAUGUGUCCAAGGAGCGCAUCGUGGCGACGUUCGUCGGCAGCUGGCGGCAUCUGAUCAGGUACAAACUCAACUCGGCAUUCUUCCCCGCCAAGUCGGGAUCGACGCUCAGCCUACCUGCGGAUGAAUGGGUGCCACUUAUCGACCUGUCGAUGUUGUAUCCGAUCCCGAAGCUUGUACGUGAUCUUGACAAGCAGGAGGAGAAGGAGAGCCGGCGGAUGUGGCAGAACGUCACCGACCGGCUGCUGCGGAAGGAGUAUAGCGAGGCGAACAAGUUCAAGCAGGCCAUUGAACAACGGCAGCGGGAGGAGGAAGCAGGAAGGAAGCAGCGGGGUGAGAAGUAUGUGCCGAAAUAUUUCAUCUGGGAUGUUGAGUCCGGGAUGCCCGCCCUCACGGAGGCAGGCGAGAAGGCGCUAGCAGAGGAGAUGACGGAGCAGGCUAUUCACUCGCUAGAGUAAUGCCCCUAGUCUCCUGGCAUUCUGCGCUUGCUACCUGACCCGGCGAUGUUGGUAAUGUGUAAUGUAGCUGACCUUAGAUCGGAGGAUGUAGACGAGGCAGAGGAAGGAACUUUGGAAUCAUCUAAUACACAAGAAUGUCAUCUAGUUCGCACUGCACGCAGUAAUGGUAAUAUAACGACACCGGACAGUUUGGAAUGAAUCGGUAGCCAAUAUAUAGUCCUCACGUUAG
This is a messenger RNA of Phanerochaete carnosa HHB-10118-sp, 1995 nucleotides long. RefSeq lists its product as uncharacterized. The annotation marks the transcript as partial. Lineage: Eukaryota; Fungi; Basidiomycota; Agaricomycetes; Polyporales; Phanerochaetaceae. Gene Ontology annotation, molecular function: sterol binding. Gene Ontology annotation, biological process: exocytosis; piecemeal microautophagy of the nucleus; maintenance of cell polarity. The record is from RefSeq and is a predicted model, not a curated record. The transcript is spliced from 5 exons. Gene Ontology annotation, cellular component: cytosol; intracellular membrane-bounded organelle; membrane.